AUGAGUAGGAUGUCUAUUAUGUCUUUCAAUUCUUACCCUAUUUUUGUGAUUGUUUUUGCCUUUUUUGUGCGCAUAUCAUCUCAGGUUGGUUCAAAGGUAGAAGUGCUUCCUGGGUUUGAAGGGCCUCUUCCUUUUGAACUGGAAACAGGGUAUGUAGGAUUGGGAGAAACAGAUGAUGAUAUGCAAGUGUUUUACUACUUUAUCAAGUCAGAGAAUGACCCUGCAAAAGACCCUCUUAUGCUUUGGCUUACUGGAGGUCCUGGUUGCUCUUCAUUUUCGGGUCUUGCUUUUCAAAUCGGUCCUCUUGCAUUCAAGAUUGAAGAGUACAAUGGGAGCUUGCCAAAUUUGAUCUUGAGGCCACAGUCCUGGACAAAGGCAUCUAGCAUUAUUUUCGUAGAUUUGCCCUUAGGAUCUGGUUUCUCAUAUGCCAAAAAUGUCACCGCUCACAGGAGUGACUGGAAAUUAGUUCACCAUACCCAUCAAUUUCUUAGGAAGUGGCUGAUCGAUCACCCAGAAUUUAUUUCGAAUGCAUUUUACAUGGGAGCUGAUUCAUAUUCUGGCAUACCUGCCCCUGCCAUUGUUCAAGAAAUUUCAAAGGGAAAUGAAAUAGGUCUCCAACCAAUUAUAAAUCUCCAGGGAUAUCUACUAGGAAACCCCGUAACAACACGAAAAGAAAAAAAUGAGCAAAUCCCAUUUGCUCAUGGAAUGGGACUUAUUUCUGAUGAACUUUAUGCGUCACUGAAGAAAAAUUGUAAAGAGGAAUAUAUAACCGUAGAUUCUAGAAAUGAAUUGUGUUUAAGAGAUAUGAAGUCCUACGAUGAGUGUCUUUCAGGAAUUAAUACAUUCUUCAUUUUAGAUCGCUAUUGUAAAGAUAAUUCGCGAAAGAUAAAUGAAGAUACAUGGAGGAGAUCUUUGACCCAAAAGUCUAAGUCAUCAUCCCUGAAUUCUCAUCCCAUAACGGUAGACAUAGACAUAAGAUGCCAAAUAUAUGGUUUUUUCCUUGCCACUCAAUGGGCCAAUGAUAAAAGUGUUCGUAAAUCGUUGCACAUUCGAGAGGGAACUAAAGACAAGUGGAGUCGUUGUUACACGAGUGAUUUUGAGUAUGAGAUCUCUAAUAGUUUUGAGUUUCACUUAAAUCUCAGUGUUAAAGGAUAUCGUUCUUUGAUAUAUAGUGGAGACCAUGAUGCAGUUGUUCCUUUCAUAUCGACUCAAGCAUGGAUUAGAGCUCUGAACUACUCCAUUGUAGAAGAUUGGAGGCCAUGGCUUUUAGAAGAUCAAGUUGCAGGAUAUACAAGGACAUACUCUAAUCAAAUGACAUUUGCAACAGUGAAAGGUUCAGGACACACAGCUCCAGAGUACAAGCCCGAUGAAGGUUACGCCAUGUUCACUAGGUGGAUAGCUAAUAAGCCUUUGUGA
Molecule: messenger RNA, 1416 nt
Organism: Sphenostylis stenocarpa
Lineage: Eukaryota; Viridiplantae; Streptophyta; Magnoliopsida; Fabales; Fabaceae
Source: the annotation of a GenBank genome assembly